Molecule: messenger RNA, 807 nt
Organism: Parnassius apollo (apollo)
Lineage: Eukaryota; Metazoa; Arthropoda; Insecta; Lepidoptera; Papilionidae
Source: the annotation of a GenBank genome assembly
AUGCAUCGAAUUUUUGCUGAGCUGGAGCCAUCUGUAACCGUCACUGAGCAAAACCUGGCAGACCGAGUUCGGUAUAUCUUGCGCUCAAAUACAUCUGAUGUUACCGAACUCGAACGGCUACGACGUGAGGCUGUUCCUUCAUCGGGUGAAAAUGCUGCGGCUGAGGAUGCGGCGCCACAACUUGCUGAGCAAACGGCAAAUGUGGAUGCCGCCGUGAACACGCCAGUUGUGGUUGAUUCAGACGAUGAUGGAAUAGUCGCCCAGGAACUGGAACUAGAGCAAAUGAGGAGUACAUUGGAAGAGGCGAUUGUGGAAACGCGCAGUACGCCUCUCGAAAAUCGACCGCGACUUCUCCGCUUAGCCCUAAGCAAGCGGAAUCGGGCUGUCGUGAGGGCUCUGAACCCAAUGCUGGUUACCUAUUUGGAAGCGAGCCGGGACCUUUGCGAGACGGACUCAAUUCUUUUUGGCGCCGCACUGGCAGUCUGCCGUAUUAUAGGCGCCAAAUUUUCCAAGGCUGGACGCGCUACUGGACAAAGUAGUGCUGUCCCAGCCUGGAGAAUAAGAAUUGAAGAAUGUAUCGCAAAGGCUAGGACCCUCAUCGGCAAACUGAUAUGCUUCUGGUCAGGCAAUACCAGGCCAAGGAUUGUGCUCACCGUCAGGAUGGCGUUUGCUGGGACAAAUGUUAGUUUGUCCCAGCCGGAUAUAAUGCAAAAACUGACGGAGCGCAUAGACGACCUGAAGCAAAGAAUCGCUGCUUGGGGAAAGCGGAUUAGGCGAUAUACCGAGAGAUCAACACGGUUCAACUAG